Lindgomyces ingoldianus is the source of this 1011-nucleotide messenger RNA. Its product is annotated as eIF-3 RNA-binding subunit. Gene Ontology annotation, cellular component: eukaryotic translation initiation factor 3 complex; cytoplasm. Gene Ontology annotation, molecular function: RNA binding; translation initiation factor activity. The coding region runs from base 1 to 846 and encodes 281 amino acids. The transcript has 3 exons. Lineage: Eukaryota; Fungi; Ascomycota; Dothideomycetes; Pleosporales; Lindgomycetaceae. The record is from RefSeq and is a predicted model, not a curated record.
AUGUCGCGAGUAGCAGGCCGAACCGACUGGGCCGAGGAGGAGGAUGAAGACUCGCUCCAGCUCCCGCAGCAGCAAAUUACAAAGAACAAAGAUGGAACCGAGACUAUCACCACCUACUCGAUCCGUGACGAUGGCAAGAAAGUCAAAACUACGCGCCGCAUCAAGAAGACCACCAUCAAGCAAAUCGUCAACCCACGAGUCGCGGAGCGCAAGCACUGGGCCAAAUUUGGCGCCGAGAAGGGCAAACCUGCCGGACCGCAGACAGAUACCACCAGCGUCGCCGAGAAUAUUGCCUUCAGGCCGGUGGCGAACUGGAAGGCGAGCGCCGAGGACAAGAGCGAGACCGAGAAGAAGAAGAACAACCUGAAGGACGCGAAGAUCAAGUGCCGAAUCUGCAGCGGAGACCACUGGACAACCAAAUGUCCGUUCAGGGACACGAUGGCGCCGGAAGGAGAGGGCUCCACUGCCGGCCCCCUUGACGAUACUCCAGAAGCCGCAGGAGCGCUUGGAGGCGGAGGCUCUAGCUAUGUGCCUCCUCACCUCCGAGGUCGCGCAGGCGCAGGUGAGAAGAUGGGUGGCAAGUACGAGAGGGACGAUUUAGCCACGCUUCGAGUCACCAACGUCUCCGAGUUCGCCGAAGAACAAGACCUCCGCGACAUGUUCUCCCGCUUCGGUCACGUCACAAGGGUCUUCCUGGCCAAGGACAGGGAAACCCAAAGGGCAAAGGGUUUCGCUUUCGUCAGCUACGCCGACCGGUCUGAUGCCGCUAAAGCUUGUGAAAAGAUGGAUGGGUACGGCUUCGGUCACCUUAUCUUGCGAGUCGAGUUCGCUAAGAAAUCUACUUGAGUGUAAUGUAGUCCACUGUGUCUCUUGGUUUCAUCGUAGCUUUGCAUGGAUGGAAGCACAAAUCAGUGCUAAGAAAUUCUUCUGGCGUCAUUAGGCAUCUCACAAAGGACGGGUCACAGGCAGACUUGUAGUAUGACUUGAAAUGAUAUCAUUUGUUCAAACGAA